AUGGAAAAGGGAAAUUAUACACCUGUGACAGAGUUCUUUAUGAUGGGGCUUUCUAACUACCCAGAACUCCAGGUAUUUCUUUAUGUGCUCUGUCUCUUGAUGUACUUGGUGAUUCUCCUGGGAAAUGGCACCCUCCUUAUCAUCACCAUCCUGGACCCUCGCCUUCACACCCCUAUGUAUUUUUUCCUUGGGAACCUCUCCUUUCUGGACAUCUGCUACACAUCCUCCUCAAUCCCUCAAAUGCUAGUUAAUUUUACAUCCGAAAGAAAAUCCAUCACUUUCAUUAGGUGUGCCUUACAGAUGAUUUUUGCUCUUGGACUUGGGUGCACAGAGUGUCUACUGUUGGCAGUAAUGGGUUUUGACAGGUUUGUAGCCAUCUGCCAUCCACUAAGGUACACCAUUAUCAUGAACAAGGGACUCUGUGUGCAGAUGGCUGCUUGGACCUGGACACUAGGAUUUCUGGUUGCUUUGGUACAAUCUGGGCUUGCCUUGAUUUUGCCCUUCUGUGAUAACAUUAUUGAUCAUCUUUUCUGUGAAAUUGUAGCCCUUUUAAAACUUAGCUGUGUGGACAUAUUUGUUAUGAGAAUUGCAGGCAUUUUUGUGUUAAUUGCUCCUCUUCUACUUAUUUUCUUUUCUUAUGUCUUUAUUUUGUUCGCUAUCUUGAAAAUUAAGUCUACUGAGGGGAGGAAAAAGGCCUUUUCCACUUGUUCAGCCCACCUUACCGUAGUGAUCUUGUUCUAUGGAUCUGCUCUUUUCAUGUAUAUGAAGCCUAAGUCUAAGGGCACUAAACUUUUUGAUGAACUCUUUGGAUUGUCUUACUGGGCAUUCACUCCAAUGCUGAACCCCAUCAUCUACAGCCUGAGGAACAAAGAGGUAAAAGGAGCUGUGGAGAAAGUCAUAAUCAGAAAGUUAUUUUUAAAGAAAUUUUGA
This is a messenger RNA of Monodelphis domestica (gray short-tailed opossum), 930 nucleotides long. Its product is annotated as olfactory receptor 13D1-like. Gene Ontology annotation, biological process: G protein-coupled receptor signaling pathway. Lineage: Eukaryota; Metazoa; Chordata; Mammalia; Didelphimorphia; Didelphidae. The record is from RefSeq and is a predicted model, not a curated record. Gene Ontology annotation, cellular component: membrane. Gene Ontology annotation, molecular function: olfactory receptor activity; G protein-coupled receptor activity.